AUGCCACCACACACCGACGCUACGAGCAUGGCGGCUCCCGUCGAUGCCUCGCAGCAGAAAAAUCCAUUUCCAGAGUUUCAGGUGGUUGUUCUAGCCGGAGGCAGCGGUUCCCGUCUUUCUUCUCUACUCGAUGCACAUGGUGCUCCUGGUGCGGCCUCAUGCAAGGCAUUGCUCCCCGUGGCGAACAGACCCAUGAUAUGGUAUUGCCUCAGGAACCUGCAAGAAGCUACAUUUGGUGAUGUUAUUGUGGUAACACAAGCACAGCAGCAGGCAGAGCUGUCAGCCUACUUGCAGCAGGAGUUCCGCAGCUCUUUUCGACGUCUCGAAGUAGUAGGCCUCAAGUGCACGCGUCGUGGGGAGGAUGAAGAUGGAGAGGAUAGCUCAUGUGGGGGGAACAGGCGCCGCUCAGUCGACGCCGCCGACGACCCUGAUCAAAGGGUAUGCGGAACAGCAGAGGCGUUGCAGCAGAUUCGCCAUCUCAUUACAACCGAUUUCAUUGUUUUGUCGUGCGACCUUAUUGGCCAUGUGGACUUUUUCGCGCUAGCAAAUAAACAUCGUGUUGAGGGCGCAGCCUGUACAGUUUAUUUGAUGCCGCGCGACCCGUUUGCUGAACCGACGCCUGCGCCGGCGAAAGGGAACGGAGAUGGCAAAAAGUCAAAAGGAGCUCAACAAGCAAAGGUAGACACAAGCAGAGGAAACCCUGUGACGGUGGUUUUGGAUGACUCACGUGUUCAACUUCUGGCACUUCAGGACAGACACAGCAUGAUCCACGGCAGCUCCUUGCAGGUUUCCAAGCUGCAUCUCUUCCUCUACCCGUCUCAGCACCUAUUGCCCGAGUACUACGAUCCGCAUGUCUACGUCUUUGCACAUGCCACGCUCAAGAUCCUGGACCAGCCUUCCCUGCGUCACAGCCUUUACUCGAUUCGUUUUGACCUCGUACCAUACAUGAUCACUAUGCAGAUGACCCACGCAGCACAAGUCUGGUCCGACAGUCGGCUAGAGUGUGACGUGUUUGAGAGGCAGCUGGGAGCUCUUCAGCGUCAAGGAGUGGAAGAGUUUACCUCAACUUCGUUAACGGCCACUUCAGCGACGCACGAAUUGCCAUCAGAAAGCGGCUUACCAGUCUUAUAUACUGCAGCCAAUCCCCCGCCUCGGCCAGCCAAGGGUAACCGAGUAGUUUGUUGUAUGCAUCCAGACUCUGCGGGGAUCUGCUGCCGUGUUAACAACCUUAAUGAUUACCGCGAGAUGAACAACAAGUUCUGUUGCGGCCGGUUGGACGAGUUACGAGCCGUUCUUCCUGACUGGGCCCUUCCCGAACACAACCCUAAGAAGCCUGGCAGCAUGCGCGACUGUGUCCUAGCGGAUGGUGCCAUGUUGGAGGCAGACGUUGUGGUAAAGAGGAGCGUUGUGGCUAAGGAUGCCACGCUGCGCUCGGGCUGCAAGGUGACUCAGUCAAUUCUCAUGAGCGGAGUAGAGGUUGGACCAAAGGCUGUGCUCCAGCGUGUUAUUCUUUGUCCUGGCGCAAAGGUUGGAAAGGACUGCAAACUCGUAAACUGUCAAGUUAGAGGUGGCUUCUGCGUACCAGAUGGAACGAUUGCGGAGGACACGACUUUACCUUCCUUUACUGAUGGAGUGGAUUUUACAGCUUUACACCUGUGA
Molecule: messenger RNA, 1659 nt
Organism: Cyclospora cayetanensis
Lineage: Eukaryota; Apicomplexa; Conoidasida; Eucoccidiorida; Eimeriidae
Product: translation initiation factor eIF-2B subunit gamma
Exons: 11
Coding region: 1-1659 (552 amino acids)
Biological process (GO): cytoplasmic translational initiation; biosynthetic process
Cellular component (GO): guanyl-nucleotide exchange factor complex; eukaryotic translation initiation factor 2B complex
Molecular function (GO): translation initiation factor activity; guanyl-nucleotide exchange factor activity
Source: RefSeq, a predicted model, not a curated record